AUGUUCAUAGACCUUGUUAUCCAUACUGAACAAGCCCCACACAAGUUUUCAAAGGGAAUGGAUAGGCAUGAGAUCUAUGAUGUUUAUACGAAAGUUCCAGAAUUUUCAAUACUCCUGAAAGAGAUUAAGGAAUUAUUUUGUCCAAAGCAGGAUACUAAAAACAAAAUCCCUUCUACCAUUUUGUUGAUCGGACGUCCCGGAAUUGGAAAAACUGUUCUGACCAGAAAAAUCAUGCGAGAUUGGGCAAAAGGAGAUGAUGAAAUUUAUCAUGAUAAAAUCGCAUUUUACUUCAAAUUCAGAUGGUUCAAUCUAUCCGAAAUAGAACAUGUAACACUUAAGAAAUUUCUUCAGUUUGGAACAGAGCUGCAGAAUGAAAAUGAAUUUGAAAGUAUUUUUAAAGAAAUUUGGGAAAACCCACAAAAUGCUACUUUCAUUUUUGACGGUUUCGAUGAAUUUGGUGCAAACCAUGAAGGUUUUCAGAAAAUUCUAGAUCAGUCAAGAAUGUUUCCCAAUGACGAUGUUUCUUGUUCCAUGUCUGCAAUGAUUCUGUUUGUCAAAAUCUUGUCUGGCGACAUGUUACCAGGGGCAACAGUCUUGGUGACCAGCAGGCCAACUGUGAAUGAUGUUUUGUGCAAAAUGAAAUUUGACAGAACUGCUGAGAUUAUUGGGUUCACAUCAGAUAAAAUUGAACAGUAUGUUAAACAGUUUUGUGCUAAUCAUAACAGGUGUGAUCUAGAAGCAACGAUAUUGGGUCACAUGAAAUCAUCAUCUGAACUGAUGAAUUUAUGCUACAUUCCAGUGAAUUGUUUUAUUGUUUGUGUUUCUCUUUUCGAAUGUCUCAUUGACUCAGAGGGUGAUAUUGGUGCUCUACCAACUACUUUGACUGAACUGUACGAGCUGGCCUUAGUCUACUUCAAUAAGCAUCAUGACCGAAAUCAAAGCAAAGAAGUUUUAAAGCAACUUCAACAGUUGGCUUACAAUGGUAUGAAAAAUGAUGAACUGAUUUUCAAUGGAGAGCUAGUUGAUGAGAAAAUGAAAGCGUCUGGAUUAUUAAAUUCUUUACCUAAUCCAAUUUUUCAAAUUCAAACACAAGCUUGCUUCAUUCAUUUAACUAUACAAGAAUUUCUCGCAGCGAAGCAUAUAGUGGAAACAAAAACACCUGAAGAAUUAAAAGAAUUUAUAACUUCCCAUUUCAAGCAUGGCAGAUGGCAUCUGGUGCUUCAAUUUCUAGCUGGAGUAUUGGGAGUGAAUAAGGAGUCCGAUGACUUUCGUCUGUACAGAAGCUGUGUGUUGUCGUUCAAGAAAUAUCUUGCAAUUGAAGGCACUACGUACAACAUUGAAGCAAAUAUUUUGGUGAUGAAAUGCUUGAGAGAAGCGCAGGAUGAAGAUGUUGCUAAAGAAAUUGCUGCAAACUCUGCUUUGAAAGAUGUGACUGAGAUAUGGUGUUCUGGUUGUGUUAUAAGACGUCUCUCCCCAAGCGAUGUGGCAGCAAUGACGUUCAUUUGCAAACACUUGAACUUUUUAAAUUGUUUAAGCAUUGCAGGCGUAUCCCGUGCUUGUGUGAUGGAAGCUUUUAAAUUGCUGCAUGGAAGAUGCUUAAAGUCACUGAGUGUGCGGGAUUGUAAUCUUCACGACAUGGGUGUGAGGCGUUGUGCUACUGCGUUGACAUCUGAAUGUCAGCUGAAUCACAGUCAUUCGAAACUUACCAAGUUAUGUUUGUCUCACAACAGUAUUAGUGAUGCCGGAGUGGCGUAUCUGAACGAGUUUCCCCAAAAUAGCCAUAAAGUCUGUUUGGAGGAUUUAGACCUGUCGAUUAAUCACAUUACUUCAUGCGGAAUUCCUACACUUUUAGAAUUUCUCAGCGUCGAAGUUUGUAACCAGCUUACAGAACUUAAUCUUGGUGGGAAUGAUAUAGGUGAUGAGGGCGUUCAUUUUCUUUGUAGCGGAAUUCGAGAAAGGCGGCUGAAACUUGAGAAGUUAAAUCUAUCUAAACAUUCUCUCCCCAAUGAAAGCAUAUUCUGGCUGGUAGAGCUUCUCAGUGACGAACACUGUCAAAUAACUGACUUAAACAUCAGUGAUAAUAAUUUAAGUAAUAAAGGAAUGGCAAUGUUGUGUGAAGUUUUCGGACAACAGACGUGUAAGGUUACUACGUUGAAUCUUAGCUCAUGUUCUUUAACAGAAAAAAGCAUGGUUGCCUUGGGUGAUGCUGUCAAUGAAGGAAAAUGUGGACUAAAGGACUUGACACUUAGCAAUAAUAAGAUAGGAGAUGAAGGUAUGCGGAUCUUGUGCAGUGUUCUUGAACAAGAAGAAUGCCCUCUCAUCAGUUUGAACGUUUCCCAUUGUUCGUUAACAGACGAAUGCAUGCCGAGCUUGUGCCAGGCUCUCGGAGACAAGCGAUGUAAACUCACUAAGUUGGAUGUAAACAACAAUGGAAUCACAGAUAAACAUUUAUCAUUACUCUCAGAAACUCUGAAACUUCAGAAUUGUUGUCUUGCAUGAAUGUUUAUAUAUUGUAUGUGUUACUACUAAAGUGGGUAAGAAGAUCCUUAAUGAAACCAUACAAUCAAACUGUAGAGAACGAGGUUUAUACAUUAUGUAUUAAAAACAAUUGUGACACUGUUUAUAACACAUAUUAAGAUGUAGUAACGUUUCUUAUAAAAUAACAUGUAUAUAACGCGUGUUCUGAUUGGUUGAAGCCCGUGUUUGGAUCAGGCCAUCCAAACACGGAAACCAUUAAGUAAUUGUAUAAUCGCGGAGAUCAUAACUUUGGUUGAGGCCGUUGAGCCUCAAAGAAGUCACAUAUAAUUAUACAUUUUAUCAGAUAAGGUUGGAAAUUUGUAGGAAUAAUUUGUAAUUAAUUUAGAUAUUAUUGGACAACAUGAUGAAUUAACAAGGUUUUCAUUACUAAAAGUUUA
Dendronephthya gigantea is the source of this 2915-nucleotide messenger RNA. Its product is annotated as NACHT, LRR and PYD domains-containing protein 3-like. Gene Ontology annotation, molecular function: protein binding. NCBI's taxonomy places the organism in Eukaryota, Metazoa, Cnidaria, Anthozoa, Malacalcyonacea, Nephtheidae. The transcript has a single exon. The record is from RefSeq and is a predicted model, not a curated record. Bases 1 to 2499 code for a protein of 832 amino acids.